AUGCUAUCAAAGCUAGACGAGCUGAAGAUUCAUGCCUGUGAACUAUCUCCAGAUAUAAUUUCACUAACGGAAACUUGCUUGUCUGAACACGUAGACGACGGCAAGGUAACCAUGCCUGGCUAUCAACUGUUCAGAAAAGCCAGGGAAGGACGUCAAGGUGGUGGCGUAGCGACAUACGUGAAGAAUGGACUCACCCUUUUAGACAAAACGGAUAAACUGGCGUGUACUUCCGAGGCGAUCUGGCUGUCCAUUAAAGUACCAGGUGCAUCCAACCUCGAUGUCCUGAAACUCUACCGACCACCGAGAAGAGAUCCCGUAGUGGAGGCCUCCUUGCUAGAAGAGCUUGAAAAGAUUGCUUCACGGUCGGAUAUUCUGAUUGUGGGGGACUUUAAUGCGCCUCACAUCGACUGGGGCGCGGCCUGCGCACAUAGCUCCGAUCUAAUCUUCAACAGUUGCCUUCUGAGCAUGACUCUAAAGUUAUUUCUCACGCAACACGUCACGUUUCCGACAAGGAUGCGCGAUGGCCAACAGUCCAGUUGUCUAGACCUCAUCCUCACGAAAUCGCAGGACAGCAUCGACGAAGUGUCCGCUAGGUAA
Molecule: messenger RNA, 597 nt
Organism: Dibothriocephalus latus
Lineage: Eukaryota; Metazoa; Platyhelminthes; Cestoda; Diphyllobothriidea; Diphyllobothriidae
Source: the annotation of a GenBank genome assembly